AUGGCAGCGCCCGAAGCUCCUGUGUGCUACGCCGGGAUCCAGAGGGAGUCCGCCGCGUUCCGGCUUAUGAAGCAGAUGGUGAUCUUCCUUUUCUUUCGUUCACUUCGCUGACUCAUGUUGCAAGCUCUUAGCUUCGCCUGUGGAAGAUAAUUUAUGAAGUGGGACUUGUAGUUCGUUAGAUUUGGAGUUCAAACAUAUGCCGAUUUUCCCCGGGGAUCAUCCUGGAAGGCCACUUGAAUUUUAUAAUUCUAGAUUCCUGCGCUGCUUGAAUUGUGACCAUUGGUUUUAUCAUCCAUCUCUUUGCUUGGGUCCUUGCUUGCUUGAUAUAUUAUCCCCUAGACCAUUUCCUUUUCUUUUUUCACCAUCUCUACGCCCUCCCUCCCCCCCUCCCAAGGAGUGUUCAAUUAUGCUUUUUAUUACUUUAGCAAUCUUUUUCCAGACCUUGGAAGUUGUACGUUGGCCUUUGCUGCCGAUUAAACGAGGAUUUGGAGCCUUGGAUUUUACAAUAGGAUGUUAACCUAUUUUCGAUAUUUUGUGUUUUAUAUUUAAUUUUUUAAGUCAGGCCCAUAAGGCCAAUCUUUUGGGCGCUAAAAUGGAUAGUUGACUCUAGCCUUGCACCAUUUUGUAUGUACAUUGAUAUCAUUGUUAUUGCUGACCAUAGUCAAAACAUCUUACUAUGAUCUUCCACACUCUGGGAGAUGAUGGAUACUGGUUAACAUCUUUGUUUUUUCUAGGGUUGCGGAAAUGUUAUCAGGGCAUUUGAGUCAAAUUCUGUUUCUCACCACUUGACUUGUGCAACAUCUUUUCUACGCUUUGCACUACUGUAUCCAUGAUUACUGAGGUGACAAAAAAUUUCGAUUCCGUGAUUAGAGCUUGAUUAUUGACAAAGGAACAAUUUUGGUUGGGUCAGCGAUGGAAAGGGUUCCCCUGUUUGGGUGACAGCAGGCUUGUUUGGCUACAUUUUUAUUGUUUUUUUAUUUAUUUCGAUCGCACUUGGUCGUAAAUCACGUUAAAAGAAAACCUGGCUGUGGAUUGACGAUAAUAAACUUAGUUUAUUGACCAAGUAAGAAAUUUCUAGAAACAUGUGUUACAUUGCUAUUGAAAAUGACCAAAGCGUUAUACUUUGGAGGUUUAGAUGGUGCCAAGUCUACCAUGAGAGCAGUUUUGAAUAUCCAAAAUAUCCAAAAGAUUGGAGAGUGCUGGUAUAUGUACACAUCUUUUGGAUAUUUUUUGCAUAUGUAGCGACAGUCACUUUCAAAAAGAAUUGUGUUUGGCUACUGGGUCUUUUGCUGAUAGGUGCUGAUGAUUAUGUGUCCCAAUCUGUGCAACAUUCCGUGUUGUAUGUCUUUCGGUUAGUCUCUUUACAGGGACAAUUGUUGAGAAAUGUCUAUGAGAUGGAACACAAUCCCCUUUUGUGAAAACCUUCAACUCCAGAAGAUUUUUGUUUGUGAUUUUCAGGGAUGGGAAGAAGGUGAAGGCCUUGGGAAGGAGAAACAAGGGAUUAAAGGACAUGUUAGGGUAAAAAACAAGCAAGAUACCACAGGUUAAUGGGAUUCUUUCCUUCCAUUAUGUAAUCACUCUCAAUUUAACAUUGAUGGCUGAAUUCUUAUCCUUUUUUGCAGGUGUUGGUCUGGAGCAGGCUUCUAAGAACUGGGCAUUUGAUACUACACAGUUUGACAACAUUCUCAAGAGAUUGAAAGUGGUGUGAUUUUAAUCUCUUCUAUGACUCCCUCUUGCUUGGCUUAUUGUGCCAAUAUUUAUUUUUGAACAUUUUGUGAAAGUAAGAUUGUUGCUAAUUCAUAUGUUGUAGUCUUCCUAACUACUUAUCGUGUUUGUUUCAAUUUUUUCCACUCUCCAGCAUGUUGCAGAGCCUGAGAAUGAAGGUAUGGUCAUUAUCACUGCCAACAUGUUGUCGUUUAAAUGAAAGUGGUCUCAAAUAGGAUAAUGCCAUACUUCACAGAAGCAAAGACGUCUGAUCCUGUGGUGGAUUCUCCUAGUGAGACGUUGAAGGUGGAUUUGCCCGUGAAAGCUACUAGGCCACAAGGAAGGUGGUUAUGCUUUACAGAUGCCCUGUUUUUUUGAACGACAACUUUUUUGCUACCUACUCACUUUCUGUGGCACGCAUUUUAUAUUUGUGAACAGGUAUAAGAAAAGAGAAAGGGGGAAACUUGUGAACGCUUACUCAGAAAAAGAAUUGCAGGGAAUCCUUGUAAAUUCUAGUCAUCCUUCUUGACAUUCGAUUCACUAGUUUUUUCUUAACUUGUCAUCAUUUACACUGGAUAUGAAGUGUUCGCCACUCUUUUGUUUCCGUGAAGCAAUGAUGUUUAAAUUUUCAUGAACUUCUGAUGAAAUCUAGUAAUUUAGUGGCUAGAAACUAGGGUUAAACAUCGAACAACAUCUAUCGAAUCCUUAGCUGAUAAACGUUGUCCUAGUAUCAAGAAAAGCAUAUGCAGUGUAUAAUUAUAAUGGCCAGCUGAGGAUGCAUGACAUGAUCCUUGAAUAAAUAUAUAGCACGUUAGGAGCAGGAUGAAUUUCUCUGUUUAAUCAGUUUAGUUUUACCAGGAUGAAGUGUUAAUGAAUAGACUUACAUGAUUCAAGCCAUUGCUUUUUAUUAAGUGUAUUCUUCUCAGUCAUUAUUAGGUUCUGUUAAUGUCUAGUACUCUUUUAAGCAGUGUUCGGAUUAAUCAUAGUUUUCAAGCCUUCUCCAAACCUAUUAGGUUGGUGGUUGGUCAGAGGGCAAAUUAUCUGUACAUGCGCAUUUUUUACCCGGGGGACUCGCCAUGUUUACCUCUAGUUCCUGGCAUAUUUCCUGGAAUCAAGGUUUUUGACGCAAGCAAGGCAAUCAGUUCACCACCUUAUGUUGAGGACAAAAGGUUAGGGGCUCACAUCACUCAUAGGAAUUUACAGAUAAUUUUGCAUGUGGAAAAAAAAGAAAAUUAGCCGUACAUGGUGUCAGCCUGUAGUGAAACUGGCAGAAGUUUUCCUGGCCAGUAUCAACCUUCGAUAAAUUCGGAAACUGUGUCAUAAUUUUUUUAAAAUUUAAUAAACCCGGUUAAUUUUCGUUUCUUAACGAAAUUGUGUCAAAUCUUGGGUAGAAAGGUGUCUUAAUGUUUUUUUCAUUCCCAGGUUUCUAAGCGUAGUGAUGAUAUGCAAAAUGAUCAGGAUGUUCUCGAUAAGGAAUUGAAACUUGCUUCUGAGAUUCAAAUCAUUGAAGAAAAAGGUAUCUUUAUGGUUUGACGCAUUUUUCCCUUUAUGUUUUUCCCGAUUGAAUUAGAAUUUCCUUCUGUAUCACUUAGUCCUUAGCAGUAAGCUUUUUUCCAUUUCGUAUGUUGGAUCCCUUAUCUUAUGCUUUUAAUUUUUUUUUAUGAGAAACAUUAUGGUUUUUCAUCUGAGCUACAUUUAUUCUCAGUUUUUAUCUUUUUGCUACGAUAGAUUAUGGUCUUGUUUAGGUUUUAUUGUAUAUCCAAUUCUUUAUGUGGGAAAACGGUUUGGCUACCUUUAUGUAUUUUUUUAACAGGUCCUGUGAUUGAAGAUGUUCCAUUAGAUUGGUGGGGCCAUAAGUAUGGGUUUGUAUCUGGUGGUUUUCUUGGAGCUUCUCGCACAAGGUCAUAUUCGUCAAAGACCAGUCAGUCUUUAUCAGAGAAAAGUGAUGGAUUUCUUGAAGAAGAUCAAGAGAACCUCUACAAACUUGUGCAGGUGAUUGCUAUGUCUUGUCCGAAACCUUAUUGCAAAGAUUCUGCCUUGUUGUUGACGGACUUUCAUGGUGAAUGUUGCCUAUUCUUGGAUUAAACCGAUGUAACAUUGCUCAUUGCUUCUGUUUAUUUUGCUAGUUUUCCUUUUAUGUUGCUAUAACUUUACGCUUAGAUCGCUUAUUGUUUGGACGUAAAUUUGUAAAUCUUCAAUUUUAGACUCAUCCUAGAUUAAGACUUUGAUAAUUUUAAUUGCCAUUUCGAAUUUUCAUCGCUUCUGGAAAUAUCUUUAUCAUGUUAAGGUGAGAAACCUUUUUGGAAGGGCUUCUGAAAUACCGAAAAAUUUGCUCCAAUGUUAGAGAAAUUGUUGGAAGUUCUGUUGUGAAGGAACUUGACUUGGUGUCGAAAUUCAUACCAUUAUUUUAAGUGGGAAGGAUUUUUUUUCAUAGGUAUAAGUAUUGUUUUAAUUGAAACAGUUUUUAGUAGAGCUCUUGGUGUUAGCAUAUUUUACAGAAAAAAAUAACAUAUUUUUAUUAUUGAUGUAAUACCAGUGGAUUUGCUGAUGUUAAUGCUGAUUUGGGAUUUCAUUUAUGCUUUUCAGGAUAAAGCUACAAAAGGAAAGCAGGGUCUUGGCAUAAAGGAUAGGCCCAAGAAGGUUGCUGGUUGCUAUUGGAAGGGAAAGAAGACAUCAUUUGACAACAAUGAGGACGAGUCCUCUGCUGAUCAAGAUGAAUCAGCUGAAGUUUGCGAAGAAUUAGACACACAUUCAAUCCAUAGGCCAAAAAUCAAACUGAAAAAGCUCUGCAAGAACCUUCUUCGUCAGGUUCAUAUAUUUAACCGGAUCACGUGAUAUGAAAAGACAAAAUGGUUCUGCUUACUCUUGUUUUUUUUUUUUUCAGUCCGCAUCUCAUUCACUAAAAUUGAAAGAGUUAAAGGAGCUUAUUGAGGAUCGCUCACCUGCCACUUUUGGAAAUUUUCCAUCCAAUCGUGAUGCACUGUUAUACUUAAAAAGAAAGGUAUCCAUUGUUUCUCCUAUGAACAAAUUAAUAUUGUGUAAACAGUAGCGUGACAACCUUGUUUCCCUUUUUCUAUGUUUUUGAUUUGUAUGUCGGUUUGUUUUUUAUUUGCCACCCUGAUGUUUGUUGUUGUUGUCUGUUUUACCAAUAAUCUCGAAAUUAUAGCUUGGAACACUUUUGAUCAAAAUGAACUAUCCUUAUUCCGGCUGGAGAACAUUUUCCAUUUGAUGGUACUCCUUCUUGAUGCAAUAUUGGGGAGACAUCUUACCUAGUUUAUAUCAAAGCUAUUGAUACAAGUGUCACCAUCCCAAUGUGGUUUGAAGACGUCUCCUACAGGGCAGAUCAGCGAUUAAACCAUUUCUUGGAAAAGAAAUAAGGUCCAACUACUUUGGUGUAAAAUAAAAAAAUUCUGAUAUUGCAUUAAUUUUGGGGUUGUAAUAGCGUGGGACGGACUAAUGGAAUUUGUCUUAAUUUUUCUAAAUCAAAUAUUUACGUUUUAAUGCCUAUUUUUAACAAUUUAAAUAUCCUGUGGUCAUUUGCUUAGUUUGGUGCUGUGUCAGUGCUUAAUCACAAUGGUGUCUUGGUCUUUGCAUGAGAUGUUCUGAUGCAAAUAAAAUGAAAAUACUAGGUAAUAACCUUAUUAAUAAAAUGAAAAUACUAGGUAAUAUUUCAGAUCCUUUAUAAGUCAGUUGACUGAUUUGUCAGCAAAAUUGUAUGACAGACUUUUAGAAAUAUAUGAAACGGUCGCAGUUGCUAGUAUAGGAUGUUCAUCUAGAGAAUGUGAAGAAAUAAAGGUCAAAAAAUGCUUUCCAGUGCAAAACUGUUUUAUUUUUCUACUUCACGUGCUUCUAUGGUCUGUGGGAUCAUUCGCUCAUAUUCUUUAAUUUUCUCUCGUCAGUCUACUCUGCUGGUUUUGACGGCAUCUUAUUUUUCAAUGCAGCUGGUCGGCAGCAGAAAAUUCCACAUUGUUGGAAAGAGAGUUUCCCUCUCCUAA
Spirodela intermedia is the source of this 5699-nucleotide messenger RNA. The record is from the annotation of a GenBank genome assembly. NCBI's taxonomy places the organism in Eukaryota, Viridiplantae, Streptophyta, Magnoliopsida, Alismatales, Araceae.